AUGUACAACAAUCUCUUUGCCCAUAUCGACAUACCACCCCGAAACAUCCACAUUCUAGACGGCAAUGCUCCUGAUCUUACCAAAGAAUGCCAAAACUUUGAGGCAAAGAUCGCCAAAGCCGGCGGCAUAGAUCUCUUCCUGGGUGGAGUUGGUCCAGACGGCCACAUUGCCUUCAACGAACCUGGAUCCAGUCUCAGUUCACGCACCAGAGUCAAGACCCUGGCCUACGACACCAUCCUUGCCAACUCCCGUUUCUUCAACAAUGAUCUUUCCCAGGUGCCUCGCACUGCACUUACAGUCGGCAUCAAAACCAUCAUGGAUGCGCGAGAGGUUGUUAUCGUCGUGACUGGCGUGCACAAGGCUAAGGCCCUGCAAAAGGGCAUCGAAGGAGGCGUUAACCACAUGUGGACCCUCUCCGCUCUCCAGCUACACCAGCACCCUCUCAUCGUAGCUGAUGAAGAUGCAACUCUCGAGCUAAAGGUGAAAACAGUCAAGUACUUUGAAAGCAUCGAGCUCUCCGGCACGGACGCACGCACUCAGGGCCCUCCCCUUGUUCAAUUCACAAAGCCAUACGUGCCCGUGGCUCCACCGGCAGACCUCGGCACCCCCGUCAGCUCGAGAAAGGGCCUCAAAAUCGACACUGCUUUCAAUGCCAAAGAUAGCGAUCCGGACGAACUCACGCCCGACAGCAUGUCUUCGCGCAUCGUCGACUCUGCUAUUGCGGGCCUGGACGAAACCAUGACCCGUGGCGGAGAUCUGAUUUUCGACCGCAUGGGUUCUCGAAUUCCCACACAGGGAUGA
Messenger RNA from Trichophyton benhamiae CBS 112371, 801 nucleotides. RefSeq names its product glucosamine-6-phosphate deaminase, putative. The transcript has 2 exons. Lineage: Eukaryota; Fungi; Ascomycota; Eurotiomycetes; Onygenales; Arthrodermataceae. Gene Ontology annotation, molecular function: identical protein binding; glucosamine-6-phosphate deaminase activity. The record is from RefSeq and is a predicted model, not a curated record. Gene Ontology annotation, biological process: carbohydrate metabolic process; N-acetylneuraminate catabolic process; N-acetylglucosamine catabolic process. Gene Ontology annotation, cellular component: cytoplasm. The coding region runs from base 1 to 801 and encodes 266 amino acids.